Asparagus officinalis (garden asparagus) is the source of this 1113-nucleotide messenger RNA. RefSeq lists its product as uncharacterized. The record is from RefSeq and is a predicted model, not a curated record. The transcript is spliced from 7 exons. The coding region runs from base 1 to 678 and encodes 225 amino acids. Lineage: Eukaryota; Viridiplantae; Streptophyta; Magnoliopsida; Asparagales; Asparagaceae.
AUGAUCUCUCUUCAAAGCCCAAUCGCCCUCCCCAAAAACAGAAAAAAGAUUGGAAUUUUACAAAGAAAUGGCUCAAAAGGGUUCACCGUGAAGUGUUUUGUAGAGAGACAAACUCUUUUGUUUGUGGGUUUUGAGAAAGAUGGCAUCUUGAUGACGAGAAGAGGGAGGAAAGAGAGCUUGGUUGCGGUUAGAGCUAACCAAGGCUCUGGCUUUAAUGGCGGCGGCGGCGGUUGGGACAAGGGAAGUACAAACAGGGUUUUGGGUAAUCUUGCUUUGGCAGUGGGCUUGACUUAUCUUUCAAUGACUGGGCAGCUUGGUUGGAUUAUUGAUGCCAUUGUCUCAAUCUGGCUCCUUGCAGUGCUUCUACCAAUUGUGGGAUUAGGGGUUUUCUUCUGGUAUGCUGGACGAGACAUAGUUCAAAGCAGUUGCCCCAACUGUGGAAAUGACUUCCAGAUACUUAAGUCUUCCUUGAAUGAUGGUGUACAGCUUUGUCCAUUCUGCACCCAACCUUUUUCUGUGCAGGGGAACAAGUUCGUAAGGGAAGCCGCAAAAUUCUCUUCUGGACGGCCAAAAACAUCUGAGCAGGUCUUCAAGGGCUUUUCACGUCACUCAGACAUAGGCAAAGCUUCCUCCACAGGAGUUGUUGAUAUUGAAGCUGAAGUGAAGGACAUAGAGUGAAUAGUAGUAUGCCUUAAUUUGCGAGAAUCAGGCAAGAGCGAUGCAAAUGAUUCCCUUGGGUUUCUACUAUUCAUUGUGUCGAAGCUGUGUUUUCUAAAUUUCGACUUCAAUAUCCUGAUAUAUUGCCGGAGAAGUAACGCGGCUCAAAUGUUCAAGUUCUGGCGACUUUCAUACAGUUCAGAUCAACUAUUGAAAUUAUUGCUGAUGGCUUGGCCUCCUACCUACCUUGCGUGUAACUUGCAUAUUUUUAUUAGUUUAGUUACCUAGGCAUCGCUGUAGUUGGAAUUGUAUUCUGUAAAUAAUUUUGUUAAAAUCACUGAUGAUUUUGUAAGUGAAUUAUUGGAUGUACCAGUUUAGACGUUAAGUUGUGAUUCUGUAUGAUAUGGAUAUGACGUGAGGAUUGAGAAUAAAAGCAUGUUUGGGAAUUAUGGAUUU